AUGACUUCCCGAGCGUUUGACGAAGAGGAACUUUCCAUGUCCCUAUCUCCCUCCCUACUCCGACAGAAGAAUAAUGGCGCGAGAGUACCCGAAAUCAAUGUCACUCGCCCCACGACCGAUGGCUCAAAUGGCAGAGCUCGAGCUGCUAGCAUGCUUUCCGAGCAGGCAUCGCAGAAUCGAGAGAAGACCAAAACCGACCAGCGAAUCGGCGCCUACAAUAUAAUCAGAACAUUAGGCGAAGGCUCUUUCGGAAAGGUCAAGCUGGCGGUGCAUAGAUCUACCGGCCAAAAGGUGGCUCUCAAGAUUAUCGCGCGUAAGAAGUUGAUCAGUAGAGAUAUGGUAGGUCGCGUCGAACGAGAGAUCGAAUAUCUGCAACUCCUCCGACAUCCCCAUAUCAUCAAACUCUACACUGUGAUUAAGACUCCAGCCGAGAUUAUCAUGGUCUUGGAAUAUGCCGGUGGGGAACUUUUUGAUUACAUCGUUAAACACGGCCGACUCCCUGAAGACCAAGCCCGAAAAUUCUUUCAACAGAUGAUAUGCGCCGUUGAGUACUGCCACAGACAUAAGGUGGUGCAUCGAGAUCUAAAACCAGAGAAUCUUUUGCUCGAUGAUAAUCUCAACGUAAAGAUUGCUGAUUUUGGUCUGAGCAAUAUUAUGACGGAUGGAAAUUUUCUCAAAACCAGUUGUGGUAGUCCUAAUUAUGCGGCACCUGAGGUUAUUAGUGGGAAGUUGUACGCUGGGCCGGAAGUUGAUGUCUGGAGUUGUGGCGUCAUUCUAUACGUCCUGUUGGUCGGCAGGCUGCCUUUUGACGACGACCAUAUUCCCAGCUUAUUUUCGAAAAUCCAGCGGGGCGUUUUUACUGUUCCUCACUGGGUCCCGUCCGAUGCGGCGAAUCUCAUCCGCAAAAUGUUGCAGACUAAUCCUGUGCAACGCAUCAUCAUCGACGAGAUCAGACAAGAUACCUGGUUCUUGAAGGACUUGCCUCCUUACCUCGCUCCUCCCGUCGAGGAAUUUCUAAAUACUGGCGUGGAUCCUAAUCGGGCUAUUAGACCAAGUGAUAUCGCGCCCAACGCUCCCCCCAGAGUCCAGGAGAAACUCCAUAACGAAGUUACUGAGAAGAUCAGUAAAACAAUGGGUUACGGCAAACGCGAUGUUCAGGAAGCCCUUGAAGCCGAUGAACCGUCUGCUAUUAAGGAUGCAUACAUGAUCGUCCGUGAGAAUAAGCUCAUGCAAGUAAAUCCUGCUUACGGAACGGGUGCCGACAACCCCUACUUUGCAACCUCUCCCCCAAAUAUGGAAGGCGAAGAGCAAAUGCGCAGUGUUGCAGAAGCCUUGGGUGACACAACAUUGGACAGUAAGCGGGAAUCUCAGUUUGAUUACCCCAGUGAAUCUCAAGCGAGCCCACUUGCCGACUCGGCUCGUUCGACUACCUCGACAAUCACCAGCUCUUCUCCUCGCGGAUACGUGAGUCACGUUGGAAUUCUGCCAACAAGUUUACCUUCGCUACACAAAAAAUAUCUUGAGCGUCAGAACGCUGGCAUUGAAGAGCCAUUAGAUGCUCAACCAGUGCCCGAUGUUCCUCUGCAGCCUAGAACGCCUGCCGAGCAGCAGGAAGCCGCCCGCCGCCUCAAGCCACACUCUAAGAGCGCCAUGAGACUUGACGAUAGCCAAUUUCAUCCACAGAGCAUGACUCCGGUUGCCCCGAAGAGAACCAAACAAGUCCGGUGGCAAUUUGGUAUAAGAUCCCGAAAUGCCCCAUUUGAAGCUCUACUUUGCAUCUACAAGUCUUUAUCCAAGCUUGGUGCUACCUGGGUUGUAGAUGAGGAUUACGAAAAGGUGCAUGGGCCGGAUCCUGCAGAUCCAUACGCCAAGACGCCCAACGAAGAGGAGGGUAAUCCGUAUGAGGGCAUGUCGAUUGACGAAAUUGACUUGGAGACGUUUGACCCCAUCAAAUAUUAUAGGCUGCCCGCCGAUCCUUGGCAUAUAGUGUGUCGCUGGAAGAAAGAUGAUAUACGAAGAACGUCAAUUUCUUCUGGUAACGUUACUGCCGAAGCUGCUUCCGACGACAACACUUUCGUCUACUCGGUCAUGGAUAAGCGCAAGCAAGACUUCGUCUGGAUGCGAAUGGAUAUUCAGAUCUAUGAAAUGGACCCUAAAGACAAAGUCUACCUUGUGGACUUUAAGUGCACCGGCUACGAAAGGCUCGACGGAACUCUUCUGGAGGAGAAGGCCGUUAUGAGCCCCUUCCCUUUCCUUGACAUGGCAGCCAAGUUGAUCAUGCAGUUGGCCGAGGCCGAUUAG
Molecule: messenger RNA, 2301 nt
Organism: Annulohypoxylon maeteangense
Lineage: Eukaryota; Fungi; Ascomycota; Sordariomycetes; Xylariales; Hypoxylaceae
Product: Pkinase-domain-containing protein
Exons: 5
Coding region: 1-2301 (766 amino acids)
Biological process (GO): protein phosphorylation; intracellular signal transduction
Cellular component (GO): cytoplasm
Molecular function (GO): protein serine/threonine kinase activity; ATP binding
Source: RefSeq, a predicted model, not a curated record